Molecule: messenger RNA, 642 nt
Organism: Drosophila takahashii
Lineage: Eukaryota; Metazoa; Arthropoda; Insecta; Diptera; Drosophilidae
Gene: Ak6
Product: adenylate kinase isoenzyme 6
Cellular component (GO): cytoplasm; nucleus
Molecular function (GO): AMP kinase activity; ATP hydrolysis activity; ATP binding
Source: RefSeq, a predicted model, not a curated record
AUGUCUGAACUAGCACCAGAUGCCAAGCCAAACAUAUUAAUAACAGGCACUCCCGGGGCUGGAAAAUCUUAUUUAUGCGAACGCCUGUCCGCCCAACUAAAGUUCGAGUGGCUGGACUGCUCCAAGAUCGCCAAGGAAAAUGAGUUUGUGGAGGAAUAUGACGAGGAGUACGACUGUCCCAUUUUGGACGAAGAAAAGCUGAUGGACCACUUGGAGCCCCUGAUGGCGAAGGGCGGCAACAUCGUCGAAUACCAUGGCUGUGAUUUCUUCCCAGAGCGCUGGUUUCAGGCCGUCUUCGUGGUCACCUGUCCCAAUAAGACGCUCUACGAUCGCCUCAAGGAUCGCAACUACAACGAAAAGAAGCUCACAUCGAAUAUUCAGUGCGAGAUAUUUGGGACCAUUCUGGAAGAGGCCCGCGACUCCUACAAAUCGGAUAUAGUAUUCCAACUGAAGGGCGAAACAAAGGCAGAUGCCCAUCAGAGUCUGAAGACUGUGAAAAACUGGUAUCGUAUGUGGAAAAGGAAAUGAAAGCCGCAUUUGUUAGUUCUUUUUUAAUCUUAUGUAUAAAAGCUUCAGAGUUUGUAUGUAAAUUAACUAUUAUUUACAACAAAGAGAGUGUAUAAAAUCGUAAUCUUAAAUCUA